AUGGCCCCGAAAUCCCAGCGCGCGACCUCCCGACCCAGGCCUCGUAGGCCUUUCUUCAUAUUCCCACUCCUACUCCUAGCAUUGGCGGGAAUAUGCGUUUUGGGCACGCUCGCACUCACAAACGCCCAAAAAAUGUCCUACUUCCUACGCCCCCUCUGGGACAAACCCCCGCCCCCUUUCCGCCACAUCAUCCCCCAUUACUACGCGGAGAACGUCUCCACCGACUACCUCUGCCGCCUCCACGGGUGGUCCCCGCGCCCCAACCCCCGCCGCGUCUUCGACGCCAUCAUCUUCAGCAACGAGCUCGACCUCCUCGACAUCCGCUGGCACGAGCUCCGCCCUUACGUCGCCAAAUUCGUCCUCCUCGAGGCCAACACCACCUUCACCGGCAUCCCCAAACCCCUCUACUUCUCCCGCAACCUCAAACGCUUCUCCAAAAAUUUCGACAAUUUCGUCCACGGCGUUUUCCCGGGUCGGGUCAAGUCGGGCGACGACCCGUUUCGUCUCGAGUCCGACCAGCGCGUGGCCAUGAACGAGCUGCUGCGCCGAGCUGGGAUUUCGGACGGCGACCUCUUAAUCAUGUCGGAUGCGGACGAAAUCCCGAGCCCACACACGGUGAAGCUCCUCCAGUGGUGCGAUGGUUUCCCGCCAGUUUUGCAUCUCCAGCUCAGAAACUACAUGUACUCGUUCGAGUUUCCUGUGGACUACAGCAGCUGGCGGGCCUCGGUGCAUGUGUACGGGCGAGGGACUCAGUACCGGCAUUCGAGGCAGGGGGACGUGAUUUUGUCGGACGCUGGCUGGCACUGCAGCUUCUGCUUUCGGUAUCUGAGGGAUUUUGUGUUGAAGAUGACGGGGUACAGUCAUGCGGAUCGGGUGAGGAGGAAGGAGUUUCUGAGGUAUUCGAGGAUUCAGAAGGUGAUAUGCAGUGGGGAGGACUUGUACGAUAUGCUUCCUGAGGAGUACACGUUUAGGGAUUUGAUUAAGAAGAUGGGGCCUAUUCCAAGCUCGGCCUCGGCUGUUCAUGUCCCGGCUUACUUGAUUCAGAAUGCGGAUAGGUUUAAGUUUCUUCUGCCUGGAGGUUGUAUGCGUUCGCCCGGAUCGGGUUCUUUUGAUUUUGACGUGGUAGCCCAACCAAUUCGAGUCGCGGGCAAGGCGCUCGCAGUCGGAAAUGGGCAGGGCGAAGACGAACAAGAAUGCAAGCAACUCGUGAUUCCUGUUAGAGGUCUCAGACUCGAGGUCGAGGAAGGCAAUGGAAAGCAAGAUCUUGCAGGCCCCUUAGGCAACGACGAUGACGGAUCUGUUGCCAUCAAAGUCGCAGGUAAAAGCUCUGAGGCCGGUCAAGGCAAAGAGUCUGGAAGGGGAGGAGCUAGUCAGUUGAAUCUCGUUGGGAGGACUAACCUCAAAUGCAACAAGCCGAGAUAG
Striga asiatica is the source of this 1422-nucleotide messenger RNA. Lineage: Eukaryota; Viridiplantae; Streptophyta; Magnoliopsida; Lamiales; Orobanchaceae. The record is from the annotation of a GenBank genome assembly.